UUUGGAAACUUCACCCCCCUCCUCUCAAAAUCUCUUUUCCCAGAGGCCACACCGAAAGAUGAUUCUUUCUUCCUUUAAACAUUUUCUAUUCCAACUUGAUCUCCAUCAAUUUGUACAAGCUUAACACCAAUCUCAAUAGCCUAAAAAAUUAAUUAGUUUAGUUCAUUGGCAUUAUUAGGUGAAAAUUAGUCCAACUAUUUUACAUAGUUGUAAGGUUUUUUACCCCCCAAGUCCAACUCCCACCCCAAUUUCCUCUGCGGCUGCUAAAGAGCUAAAGACAAUGAUCCUUCAUUUGUCAGCACGCUGUUUGCCUUUCCAAAUGCUUUUUCAUCUGUUCAAAGUCCACCCGCAGAUCAUGCAUCCAGUAACCUGCCUUUUGACAGUCCCUCUUGCCAGAAUGGAGCUGAACGGCAUUGAAUCAAUUUCCUUGCAAUGCUCUCUUGGGUCUCUUCCCUUUUUAUCAAUCAAUCGAUGGAAAGUUGGAAACCACUCAAGUCCACCAAUUACAACAUCUUGUCAUUGUAAAGUCAUUGGGUAUAACUUGGGUGUUUUGUGGUACAUCCGUGCACACUUGCAUUGUAUUGUAUUCUUACGUUCCAAUUAUGAGAAUCCUUGCUUCCUACUUGUUAAAUUAAAAUGAGAGAGUUUUUCAUUUGGAUCACUGUAUUACAAUAAUUAGCUUAUACAGUUAUACCCGCACUUCAGAUGCUCGUUUGGAAUUCAGAUGAUUGCUCGGAUAGUGUUUGAGAUUAUGAUUCACUGAAUUUUAACAUCCUUUUCUGGGAUAGAAGGCACAUAACAUAAAAAUAAACAAUCAAAGGGUAAUUAUUUUCUACCUGCUACAAGGGAGUGAAGAUGGAUGCAGCUCUGGCUAUGGACGAUAUGGCAAUGAGGAACUGCAGUAGAAGGAACUUGACUUCUGUAAGUCUUAUGGAGAUGUUUGCUGCAUCAGGAAGAGGCGUAUUCCAGAGAACUGAUGGGGAGAAUGAUAAUGAGGAAGACUUGAGGUUGGCUGCUAUCGAGAGACUUCCUACAUAUGAUCGAUUGAGGAAAGGGAUCCUGAAGCGAACACUGGAUGAUGGAAGAGUUGUGCAUCAAGAAGUUGAUGUUCAAAAUCUUGGGAUGCAUGACAAGAAGCUACUCUUGGAAAGUAUUUUGAAAGUUGUGGAAGAGGACAAUGAGAGGUUCCUUAGAAGACUCAGAGAUAGGAUUGAUAGGGUAGGAAUUGAUAUUCCGAAAAUCGAAGUGCGAUAUCAGGAUCUAUCCAUUGAAGGAGAUGCAUAUGCUGGAUCUCGGGCAUUGCCUACUUUGUUUAAUGCCACCAUAAAUGUGAUAGAGAGUUUUCUAGAAAAGAUAAGAGUUUUUCCAUCCAAGAAAAGGGUAAUCAAGAUACUCUACGAUGUGAAUGGAAUUAUAAAACCUUCAAGGAUGACACUACUUCUUGGGCCUCCUGGAUCUGGGAGAACAACAUUCUUGAAAGUACUAGCUGGAGUGUUGGACAAGGAUCUCAGGGUUGAGGGUAAGAUCACUUAUUGCGGUCAUGAGAUGUCAGAAAUAAUUCCUCAACGUACCUGUGCUUAUAUCAGCCAGCACGACCUCCACCAUGGAGAGAUGACAGUGAGAGAGACAUUCGACUUUGCCGUACGUGCUCUAGGUGUUGGAACUAGAUACAAACUUCUCACAGAAUUGUCAAGACGAGAAACUGAUGCGGGAAUUAAGCCUGAUCCCGAGAUAGAUGCAUUUAUGAAAGCCACUGCUAUAGCAGGCCAAGGAUCCAGUUUGGUCACAGACUACGUGCUCAAGAUACUUGGUUUGGAGGUAUGUGCUGAUAUAGUGGUGGGUAAUGAGAUGAUGAGGGGCAUAUCAGGGGGACAGAAGAAACGUGUUACCACAGGAGAAAUGCUGGUUGGUCCUGCAAAAGUUUUUUUCAUGGAUGAAAUAUCUACAGGUCUUGACAGCUCCACCACAUUCCAAAUUGUCAAAUACAUGAGGCAAAUGGUCCAUAUAAUGGAUGUGACGAUGAUAAUAUCGCUUCUCCAACCCACACCAGAAACAUUUGAGCUUUUUGAUGACAUCAUUUUGCUUUCAGAGGGACAAAUUGUCUACCAUGGUCCACGUGACAAUGUUUUAGACUUUUUUGAGAGUGUGGGAUUUAAAUGUCCAGAAAGGAAAGGAGUUGCUAACUUUCUACAAGAAGUAACAUCUCUCAAGGACCAAGAACAGUAUUGGUUUAGAAAAAACGAACCUUAUCAAUAUAUUUCAGUCACUGAAUUUGCAGACCGAUUUAGGAACUUUCAUGUUGGGCACAAACUAUAUGAUGAGCUCUCAGUUCCUUAUGACAAGAGUAGAACCCAUCCUGCAGCACUAGAAACUAAGAAUUAUGGUAUUUCCAAUAUGGAACUCUUCAAGGCAUGCUUAUCUAGGGAAUGGCUGCUGAUGAGGCGCAACUCUCUCCUGUACAUAUUCAAGACAUUCCAGAUUACUAUAAUGUCAAUAAUUGCUUUUACAGUGUUCUUUAGGACAAAGAUGAAAUCUGGGACAGUUGGAAAUGGAGGAAAGUUUUAUGGAGCUCUGUUUUUUAGUCUCCUCAACGUGAUGUUUAAUGGUACAGCAGAGCUUGCACUGACCAUGUUCAGGCUUCCUGUUUUCUUCAAACAGAGGGAUUCUUUAUUUUUUCCUGCUUGGGCUUUUGCACUCCCAAUUUGGCUAAUGCGAAUGCCCCUCUCAUUUAUGGAAUCAUUCAUAUGGGUUAUUCUUACUUACUACACCAUUGGCUUUGCUCCUGCUACUAGUAGGGUAUUUCGCCAAUUCCUGGCCUUCUUCUCCUUACAUCAGAUGGCUUUGUCCCUUUUCCGUCUUAUGGUGGCACUUGGAAGAAUAGAAGUGGUAGCAACCACUUUUGUUACUUUCACUUUGCUGGUAGUAUUUGUGCUUGGUGGUUUUAUUGUUGCUAAAGAUGACCUGGAACCAUGGAUGAAGUGGGGAUAUUACAUGUCUCCUAUGUCUUAUGGCCAGAACGCGAUAGCCAUCAAUGAAUUUCUUGAUAAAAGAUGGAGCUCUGUAAGGUUUUAUAAUAGUUUGUGAAAAUUAGUUAUUCUUCUCAUUUCAGAACCGAUUUUCCCAUCAUUUAUCAGUUUAACAUGCGCUAUUCUUGUGGGGUUUUCCAGCCCAUUAAUGAUUCAAGGUUCCAUGAGCAUACGGUAGGCAAGCUGCUUCUUAAGUCAAGGGGAAUGUAUUUAGAUGACUACAUGUAUUGGAUAUGCAUCAUAGCCCUCUUAGGCUUCUCAGUUCUCUUCAAUGUUUGCUUUGUCAUUGCACUAACAUACUUGAACCGUAUGAUACUAUAUCUUUUUCUUAUGUGGCAGUACCACCCUUCUAAAAAUGAGUAAUGUUUCACCAAGAUAUAUUUUUCGGAAGUUGUAACGCUUAAAAGUGAUUAGACUUAAUUAUAUUUUUUAAAUUUAUUUGUUGGUUUAACAAUAUUUAUGGUAAUCAUUUUUUUAUAAAAUACGGAGUAAUAACUAAAAUUACCCUUUUUGGAAUAGAAGUAAACACACUGAUUUAGAUGUUUUCUUCUCAAACACAGCUAUUGGAGGCUCCAAAUCUAUUAUUUUGGAUGAUGAAGACAGUAAUAAUAAGACAAAAGGCCAAUCAAACCCCUUUGGUGAAGCAGCAGCAUACCAGGCUUCAACAUCUACACCUCCAACCUCUGAAGUGAUUGCAGUAAGGCAUUCUAAACAAAGCUCUAGGGUGGAACAAAAUGCAGGGAAGAUGAAGGGGAUGGUGCUUCCUUUCCAACCGCUGUCUCUUGCAUUCAACCAUAUCAAUUACUAUGUUGAUAUGCCAGCUGAAAUGCAAAAACAAGGAAUCCAAGAGAGACGACUGCAAUUGUUGAGAGAUGUUAGUGGAUCUUUCAGGCCAGGAGUUCUAACAGCAUUGGUUGGUGUGAGUGGAGCUGGGAAGACUACUUUGAUGGAUGUCUUAGCAGGAAGAAAAACAGGUGGAUAUAUCGAGGGAUACAUCAGCAUUUCGGGUUUCCCCAAGAAUCAAUCAACUUUUGCUCGAAUAAGCGGUUAUUGUGAACAGAAUGAUAUCCAUUCUCCACAUGUUACCGUAUAUGAAUCUCUUAUGUAUUCUUCCUGGUUGCGUCUUUCUCCAGAUGUGAACAAGCAAAAAAGAAAGAUGUUCAUUGAGGAAGUGAUAGAGCUGGUUGAGUUGAACCCCUUGAGAAAUUCUCUAGUUGGGCUCCCUGGUGUGGAUGGUCUCUCAACAGAGCAGAGGAAAAGGUUGACAAUAGCCGUGGAACUUGUUGCUAACCCAUCAAUCAUCUUCAUGGAUGAACCCACAUCAGGUCUGGAUGCUAGAGCUGCUGCCAUUGUAAUGCGGACCGUGCGAAACACUGUGGAUACGGGACGGACCGUUGUGUGUACAAUUCACCAACCCAGCAUAGAUAUCUUUGAAGCAUUUGAUGAGUUAUUGCUGAUGAAGAGGGGAGGGCAAGUCAUCUAUGCUGGGUCUCUAGGUCAUCACUCUCGCUCGCUGAUACAAUAUUUUGAAGCUGUACUUGGGGUUCCUAAGAUAAAAGAGGGAUAUAAUCCAGCUACCUGGAUGCUGGAGAUCAGUGCUCCUGAAGUUGAGGCUCAACUUGAUUUGGACUUUGCAAACAUUUAUGCGGAUUCUGAUCUCUAUCGGAGGAAUGAAGAACUCAUUGAACAGUUGAGCACUCCUGUGCCAGGUUCCCAGGACCUACACUUCCCCACAAAAUAUGCCCAACCCUUCUUUACUCAGUGCCAUACAUGCUUUUGGAAAAUGCACCUGUCAUACUGGAGACAUCCACAGUACAAUGCCAUACGUUUUUUCAUGGCAGUAAUAACAGGAAUUGUAUUUGGAGUCAUUUUCUGGGAAAAAGGGACUAAAGUGUCCAAACAGCAAGACCUCACAAACCUUGUGGGAGCUAUGUAUGCUGUUGUUAUGUUUCUUGGUUCAUCAAAUACUUCGGCUGUGUUGUCUGUCAUAUCAGUAGAAAGGACGGUCUUCUAUCGAGAAAAAGCAGCUGGGAUGUAUUCUGCGCUGCCUUAUGCCUUUGCGCAGGUGGCGAUUGAGGCUAUCUACAUUGCAAUCCAAACGUUUAUCUACAGCCUUAUACUCUACUCGAUGAUUGGAUUCCCUUGGGAAGCACACCGCUUCUUUUGGUUUUACUAUUACGUCUGCAUGUGCUUCUUAUACUUCACAAUGUACGGGAUGAUGCUCGUUGCACUCACUCCAAACUACCAGAUUGCUGCCAUUGUCAUGUCAUUCUUCCUCAACAUUUGGAAUCUCUUUUCAGGAUUUCUCAUUCCAAGAACGCAAAUCCCAAUAUGGUGGAGGUGGUACUACUGGGGCUGCCCCGUCGCCUGGACGUUAUAUGGCCUCGUAACGUCUCAAGUUGGAGACAAAACUGAUAUGGUGGAGAUUCCCGGGGGUGUUGAUAUGAGCGUCAAGGAUUAUCUCAAAGAAAACUUGGGCUAUGACUAUGACUUCCUUGGAGCUGUUGCUGCGGCUCAUGUUGGCUGGGCACUUUUCUUCUGCUUUGUGUUUGCUUAUGGAAUCAAGUUCCUUAAUUUCCAAAAGAGAUAAAAGUGAAGAUGAAAAAACCUGAAAUGUGGCUUGGCUACCAUUAGUCAGGGUUUACUUUUCUCAAGUAGGGUGGAUUUUUAUAAGAGGGAGUAGUUAUAAUGUUUUGCAGAGAUGUUUUUAUAUGUCCCUACAAAAUCCAUGUAUUUUUUGAGUUUUUCAUGGAAUAUUAUUAAUAAACACCCAUUCACAAAAA
Molecule: messenger RNA, 5809 nt
Organism: Cuscuta europaea
Lineage: Eukaryota; Viridiplantae; Streptophyta; Magnoliopsida; Solanales; Convolvulaceae
Source: the annotation of a GenBank genome assembly